AUGUUUCUCACCUUUAACUGCCUAUCCCACAUUCCACAGGCGGACCCAGACCGGCAACUUUUCAAGCUGACUCCAGUCGCUGGUGUUCUUUGCUCCUUGUCCAAUCGUCCUCCCAGUCUCUUUAAUGCACUUUUGCUUGCAGUCCUUGCAGUUUAUGCUGUAAACUAUGGAGCACUUCAUUUUGCCGAAUUUUUCAUGUUGUGCGGGCAAGCUGGUGCAGAAAGUUGUCCUUUCCUACAGGAUACUGCGGCAGAGGACGCAGGAAUCGGCAGCUGGCGGCUGAGUCUAGCAACUUGGCCAAUUCGGAAACAGAAAAAGAAUAGCUUUGACGUUGUGAUUGUUGGAUUGUGCAAAGAAGAUCUCGACACACCGUCCAGCCACCCCGAGUGUGAUUUCAUCCGUCAACUGGCAGACUUCGCCAGAUCUAGAGACGGUCAUUUCAGAAAGUUCUCCAAAAACACUCAACCAAGAAAGCUAGGCGUCUGA
This is a messenger RNA of Protopolystoma xenopodis, 486 nucleotides long. Lineage: Eukaryota; Metazoa; Platyhelminthes; Monogenea; Polystomatidea; Polystomatidae. The record is from the annotation of a GenBank genome assembly.